AUGGGCUUCGACGAACAAGCCGGGAUGGAAAGGGUGCCAUAUCUUCCAGACGAUUGGACUGGCCCGGGAAAUGCCGUCACGUGGGGAGGUCACUCGAUGCUGUACGCGGUUGAGAACAAGCACGUUGACGUUGCCAUUUGGCUGCACGAACGAUCUGCUCAUGGCCUUGCAACUGAUAACAACGACAAGGAGGAAGCUGGGCGCAUCAUUCAAGCGGCUUUGGCGACGGGUUUCAUUGAGCUAUCGGCAAAGAUAAUGGCUCGGUAUAACGAUAACUGGGAUGACUGGAUGCUCGAAUACAGCCUCGACUACCCACUACCCCGAUGUAUCGAAGUGAUGCUGGAGAAAAGGUAUUUCCAAGUGUUUGAACAGUCCGGACGUCGUGCAAUGCUGUCCUUAGCUCGCACAGGCCACCUAAAGCUUCUGCAACGAGUUCUGCAAGUGUAUGACCCCAUCCCGACCGAUGAUCAAAACUGGAAAUACAACUGGCUGAGUGCGCUGACGGAUGCCUGCAAGAAUGGCCACCUCCCCGUCAUUCAGUUUAUGAUGGAACAAGGCAAUGGAGCUCAGGCGACCGGAGUUAGGACUCGGACCCCUUCUCAGGGCAUCACCGACCUGAAAGACGAAGCGCUAAAAAUUAUGGCCCGUCUUGUAAAACUGCCGCUUGUGCAAUGGGUGGUUGAACACGUUAUAUCGACACCCAAGGGUUCAAUCCGCCCCAUAUUGCAUGCUGCCGCGAGUACUGGGCAAGUGGAGAUUCUGCGGUAUUUGCUUGAUCUGGAUCCGAGCAGAGCUCCGGGGUUCAAGUUUGAUCCGGUUUACCCUGGCGUAAUGGAGUCAGCGGCUUUCUUCGGUCAGUUGGACACCGAUCAGUGGCUAUUUGCCCAUGGAUUCAAGUGCUCGCGGAACACAAUGGAGCAUGCAGCGUGCGCACGUCACUUGGACAUUGUUAAGUGGAUUCAUGCACACGCGAAGGUUGAAUGCACGACUGAGAUAAUGGAUUCGACUGCCGGGAGCGGUCAACUCGACGUGGUGAAGUGGUUGUACAAGAACCAACCUAACGGCUGCAGUCCGAAGGGGUUCGACGACGCUGUCGAGUUUAGUCAUGCUCGAGUUGCCUUCCUGCUCCAUGGACAAUUUCCCAACCAUAUCCCCGUAGGGGGAAGGCUUCCUUCUAUUGCAGACAAUUUCGACAUGCUCCUCUUUUUGUACGAUCACUACCCCACAAUAUUUACAGCCAAGGCUGUUGCAAAGGCGAGAUAUCGUGCCGUGAACCUCUGUACCAAGACUUCAUCGAGCGAAAUUAGGAGCUGGCUUGGGAAAUUAGAAACCACCUUAUCCUUGGAGGUUGCCGAGCGUUCCCUCGAAAGCUUGCGUACGGACAACGGAAAAGAAUGA
This is a messenger RNA of Phytophthora sojae, 1398 nucleotides long. RefSeq lists its product as hypothetical. The coding region runs from base 1 to 1398 and encodes 465 amino acids. The transcript has 2 exons. The record is from RefSeq and is a predicted model, not a curated record. NCBI's taxonomy places the organism in Eukaryota, Oomycota, Peronosporomycetes, Peronosporales, Peronosporaceae. Gene Ontology annotation, molecular function: protein binding.